Molecule: messenger RNA, 1188 nt
Organism: Alternaria atra
Lineage: Eukaryota; Fungi; Ascomycota; Dothideomycetes; Pleosporales; Pleosporaceae
Exons: 1
Coding region: 1-1188 (395 amino acids)
Biological process (GO): L-threonine catabolic process; glycine biosynthetic process
Cellular component (GO): cytosol
Molecular function (GO): L-allo-threonine aldolase activity
Source: RefSeq, a predicted model, not a curated record
AUGUCGGAGUUCUCACAGUACGCUGCCAAAAGCAGCAAGAGCACAACAAAUGGAACAAGCCACGAUGGCACUGCCUGGGGCGGCGAGAAGAACCCAGCGGCCUUUGACUUCCGCUCCGAUGUGCACACUACGCCGACCAUGUCGAUGCUGAAAGCAAUCCAGGAGUGUAGCCUGCUUGACGAUGUCACAAUGGAAGAUCCAACUACUCUCUCGCUUGAGCGAUUCGUUGCCGAUCUCAGUGGGAAGGAGGAGGCACUCCUGGUGCUGUCUGGCACCAUGGGCAACCAGGUCGCGCUGCGAGCACACCUUACCACACCUCCCCACGCCAUCAUCUGCGACCGACGAGGCCACAUCAUCAACUACGAGGCUGGAGGUGUAGCGACCUUGAGCCAAGCCAUGGUGCAACCACUUGAUGCGAAGAACGGAACAUACCUCACACUGGAGGACAUCCAGAAGUACGCUGUCAUCUCCGACGAUGUCCACGCCUGCCCUACGCGCGUCAUCUCGCUCGAAAACACGCUCAAUGGUGCUAUAAUGCCUCUGUCUGAAGUGAAGCGGAUAUCGGCUUGGGCGCGCGAACACGGCAUCAUAAUGCACUUGGACGGUGCACGUCUGUGGGAAGCUGUAGCUGCAGGCGCUGGUACCCUCAAAGACUACUGCGCCGAGUUUGAUACCAUAAGCCUGUGCAUCAGCAAGGGUCUCGGAGCGCCCAUCGGUAGCAUCAUUGUCGGCACAAAGGAUUUCAUCAAGCGCAGCCGCUGGAUUCGCAAGUCUAUUGGUGGAGGUUUGCGACAAGCUGGUGUUGUUGCAGCUCCAAUGCGCGUUGCCAUUGAAGAGACAUUCCUUGGUGGCAAGCUCACCCAGUCCCACGAGAACGCAAAGAAAAUUGCAAGCAUCUGGACCGACCUUGGAGGCAAGCUGCAAUACCCCGUAGAUACCAACAUGGUUUGGUUAGACCUCGAGGCGCAUCAUGUUGACAUCAACAACUUUAUCGAGCUAGCGGAGAAGUACGGCGUAAGGGUCCGCGGUGGUAGAUUUGUUGUGCAUUACCAGAUUGGCGAAGAGGCAAUUGAAGCGCUGCGAAAGAUCUUCACCGAAGUCUUGACUGGUAAGGAAUCGACAGGGAAGAAAGCCGAAGCCCCGCAUGACCCCGAAGACUUGAAACUGAAGGGUAAGGGCGUGGAGUAG